GGUUUCUGGGUUUUUGCUGGUUAGAUUUUAAUGGGUUGAGAGUUGUCGGUUCAUAAACUCAGAUUAAAUCUUUGAUAUUCCUUUCAACUUUUUAAUUGAUUAUCGUGUUAAGGCGAGAUUUGUGGUUGACUUGAGUGAGAGUUUGGAAUUUUUUGGAGAGUAAUUAAUGAGAAUUCCCUGGUUUUGCGUGGAGAUUACACCCAAAUUUCUCUGGAUGCUAAAUUAGAAUAAUUAUUGCAGGAGAGAGAGAAAGAGAGAGAGAGAGAGGGGGUUGAGUAUUUCUAUUGUGUUUUUCUGUGUAAAUCUGAGGAAGACUCAAGUUGCCUAAAGGAGCUGAUUAGUCUGCAUCUACAGUUAAGCCUGGAAUCUGUUUGAUUUAGAAAUGUGCAAAGCGGAGAAGUUUCUAUACAACAGGAAACUGUGGGAGAUGAAGGUUAAGUUUCUAGGAGAUAGCAAGAUAGAGAAGCUCAAGAACUCGUUGGUUUCCAGGUCCCGUAUGAGCCUAUGGAUGAUCCGAGCUAUGACGAUAUUGUUGCUAUGGAGUUGUUUUGUUCAUCUGGUGGCUUUGGGAGAGAUGUGGGGACCAAGAUUGCUGAAAGGCUGGCCUUCUUGUUUCAAUCACCAUGAUUUCCCAAUGGCUGCAGAAAUGUCUUCUCUUCCCAUCAAAAUCGCCCUCCCGCCUAAGAGGAUAUAUCAGAACAAUGGCUAUCUUAUGGUUUCUUGCAAUGGAGGACUCAACCAAAUGCGAGCAGCGAUAUGUGAUAUGGUCACAAUUGCAAGAUACAUGAAUGCCACACUUAUUGUCCCGGAGCUUGACAAGACCUCGUUUUGGAAUGAUCCAAGUGAGUUCAAAGACAUUUUCGAUGUGGAUCACUUCAUAACUUCUUUAAGAGAUGAGGUUCGUAUACUCAAAGAGCUUCCUCCAAGGCUUAAGAGAAGGGUCAAGCUCGGGAUGUACCACACCAUGCCUCCUAUCAGCUGGUCCAACAUGUCCUACUACCAAGACCAGAUUCUUCCGCUGGUGAAGAAGCAUAAGGUCUUACAUCUGAACAAGACCGAUACUCGACUUGCUAAUAACGAACUGCCUGUUGAGAUUCAGAAGCUGCGAUGCCGAGCAAAUUUCAACGGCCUUAGGUUUACUCCAAAGAUUGAGGAGUUGGGUAGAAGAGUAGUCAAGAUUCUGAGGGAGAAAGGUCCCUUUUUGGUUCUGCAUCUCAGAUACGAAAUGGAUAUGUUGGCAUUUUCUGGUUGCUCACAUGGUUGCAACCGCUACGAAGAGGAAGAACUUACAAGAAUGAGAUAUGCUUAUCCGUGGUGGAAAGAGAAAGUAAUAAACUCUGAGGUGAAGAGGAAAGAAGGUCUUUGCCCAUUGACUCCAGAGGAAACAGCUCUUACACUAUCCGCAUUGGGUAUUGACCGUAAUGUUCAGAUUUACAUUGCUGCUGGAGAAAUUUAUGGUGGGAAAAGGCGGUUAAAGGCUUUAACAGACGUUUUUCCAAAUGUGGUCAGGAAAGAAACUCUACUCGAUUCAUCUGAUUUGAGUUUUUGUCAGAACCAUUCUUCUCAAAUGGCUGCUCUUGAUUACCUUAUCUCGCUUGAAAGUGAUAUAUUCGUGCCUACAUAUUAUGGGAACAUGGCGAAAGUCGUGGAAGGUCAUCGCAGGUUCUUGGGGUUCAAGAAGACGAUCGAGCUAAACCGGAAGUUCUUGGUUAAGCUAAUAGAUGAAUACUAUGAAGGACUGUUGAGCUGGGAAGUGUUUUCAACCAUGGUAAAGGCCUUUCACGCUACAAGAAUGGGAGGUCCAAAGAAGCGACUUGUGAUUCCGAACAAACCGAAAGAAGAAGACUAUUUCUAUGCGAAUCCAUAUGAAUGCCUUCAGCUAUUACAUGAGAAUAAUGGCAAUUCACUAGACGAAACCAAAUGAUCUUAUCCACCAUUGUCGUCUUUGUCGAUGGAGAUAUAUAUUAGGUUUCGCAGGGUGAUGCAGGAUAUGGAUGGAUGAUUAUCAAUCUUUGAAGAUGGGGUUUUAAAACAGAUUGUGAGAAGUUAUUUAGAAUUCUUUGGUAUUUCAGAGAUUUCUGAAGAGUUUCUUCCGUGGAUGCUGCAGAAAGGUUGAAGCUUUCAUUGUAAAGUUUGCAAAUUUGUCCUCUGAUACAAUCAUUCUCAUCAUCUAUGGGCUUGCAGUUUUGGUAGCUAAAAAUGGUAAAAUUAAAUUAUGCAGUGUAAAAAAAAAUUAUGUUACUUAUUAUUA
Molecule: messenger RNA, 2251 nt
Organism: Eutrema salsugineum
Lineage: Eukaryota; Viridiplantae; Streptophyta; Magnoliopsida; Brassicales; Brassicaceae
Product: O-fucosyltransferase 21
Exons: 8
Coding region: 383-1924 (513 amino acids)
Cellular component (GO): cytoplasm
Source: RefSeq, a predicted model, not a curated record